CUCCGUACCAGCAGAUGGCAGAAAUUUACCAGUGUUGGCCAGCACCCAUUAAAUUCAAGAAGAAGAAGAAGAAGAAGAAGCAGGAAUAGUUUCUUCGGCUUCACCGAGGUUGUUUAUCGAAAGUGUACAUUUAUUUUUUUACGGAAUUUGACAGUUCACAAUUUACAGUUAAAAAAAACAUAUCAGUCAGUGUAAAGUGACAAUGGCGCAGUACAAAGGAGCGGCCAGCGAGGCGGGAAGAGCCAUGCAGUUGAUGAAAAAACGCGAAAGAGAGAGGGAGCAACUGGAGCAGUUAAAACAAAAAAUAGCAGAGGACAACAUUGUGAAAUCCAACAUUGAUAAAAAGUUCUCUGCUCAUUAUGAUGCUGUUGAGCAAGAGCUUAAAUCAAGUACUGUGGGGCUGGUCACUUUGAAUGACAUGAAAGCAAAGCAAGAAGCCCUUGUAAAGGAGCGAGAAAAGCAGCUGGCCAAGAAGGAGCAGUCUAAAGAGCUACAGCUAAAAUUAGAGAAGCAGAAAGAGAAAAAGAGAAAAGAGGAACAGAAGAGAAAAAUUGCCAGUUUGUCUUUCAAUCCAGAUGAAGGAGAGGAGGAAGAUGAGGAAAAGAAUGGAGAGGAUGAAGACUCUCUUUGCGGACCAUGGCUUCAGCAGUCAGAUGAAACCAAGAAACCAAGAUGCCAAGACACCCCAGUUAAGAAAAAGAAGCUGGGGAAGAACCCUGAUGUCGACACCAGCUUUCUUCCAGACAGGGAAAGAGAGGAGGAGGAAAAUCGCCUGCGGGAAGAGCUUAGACAGGAAUGGGAGUGUAAGCAAGAGAAAAUCAAGGGUGAAGAAAUCGAAAUCACUUUCAGUUACUGGGAUGGAUCUGGACACCGGAAAACAGUCAAGAUGAAGAAGGGCAAUACUAUUCAGCAGUUUCUCCAAAGAGCCCUGGAGGUUCUGAGAAAAGACUUCAGCGAGUUGAGGUCUGCUGGAGUGGAGCAGCUCAUGUACAUUAAGGAGGAUUUGAUCAUCCCUCAUCACCACAGCUUCUAUGACUUCAUUGUGACAAAAGCUAGAGGCAAAAGUGGACCUCUUUUCAGUUUUGAUGUUCAUGAUGAUAUCCGAUUGGUAAAUGAUGCUACGGUUGAGAAAGACGAGUCUCAUGCAGGAAAAGUGGUUCUGAGAAGCUGGUAUGAAAAAAACAAACACAUAUUUCCUGCCAGCCGCUGGGAGCCUUAUGAUCCUGAAAAAAAAUGGGACAAAUACACGAUCCGAUGAGGUGGCUCUUUGCAUCCAUGUGGUGUUCAGAUUUUAUGAAUAUAUUGCAUUUUUUUUUUCCCCAGAGGAUGGCAUUUGAACAACAUGCAAUAUUUUAAAGAUUUCUUUUGCUCUUUUUAAAAUUUGUGUGUAUCUCUAAAAUGAAAUGUACCUCUAUACAGGCAAAUUUGUCUCAAACAGCUUAUACACAGUGGAAUAAAUGUAAAUUUUAUGAUACUUAAAUAGAUCUUAUUAAGGGAGUAAAGUUUAGAAAUAUCCUUUAGGAUGUAAAUAUAUCCAUUACUUUCCAACCUUUUGCAUUAGUGCAAUGUCAUUAAUAAAUAAAAGUUAUUUGCUUUUUUUUUUUUGGUAUUUGGAUCAUUUUUCAACUUAUAUUUUUCAAGUUAAUGUCUUUUAGUAAUUACAUAUAUUCUGGUAGUUCCACCUCCUGUGAAUUCUGUUUUCUUGGACACAGAAUAUAAAUAUAGUAUUGCUCUGUUGUAAGUUUUAUUAAUGUGCCAGGCAGUUUAUUGUGUGUAAUAUUAUUUGUGUUGCUUAACGAUAUAAUGUAUUUUCACAUAUAACACUGUACCAGCCAGCAACUGUAUCACUGUGUCAGCCAUUAAAUAAAGUUGUCUUAGAGUUCAGAAACACCA
Molecule: messenger RNA, 1893 nt
Organism: Pangasianodon hypophthalmus (striped catfish)
Lineage: Eukaryota; Metazoa; Chordata; Actinopteri; Siluriformes; Pangasiidae
Gene: fam50a
Product: family with sequence similarity 50 member A
Exons: 14
Coding region: 203-1258 (351 amino acids)
Biological process (GO): chromatin organization
Cellular component (GO): nucleus
Source: RefSeq, a predicted model, not a curated record